UUGAGCACACGUUUGUUUCGGUUACGGCAGAAAACUGUCACGUUAUAAAAGGCCAACAAAUAAAAAAAACCGCAAAUUCUGGUCUUAAAAUUGAAGCAGAAAAAAAGUUUUUUUUUUCUUUUGGCAAAACAAGUGAAACUGAAAACAGAAAAGUGUACAUGCACAGUUAUCACAGCGAAAGGAAAAAUAAAAAGAAAUUGGUGGUAGUUGUUGUUAUAGUAUAAAUGCGUAAUACAACAGCAACAACAAAAAGAAGACCAGGAAAAUUCAUUUGCAAUAAAUUAUAAAAGAAAAGAGGAUAAAGUAAAUAUUAAUCAACAUUGACGUCCAACAUUAAUCAACAGUGGAAAACAACCAUAAAAGCCAUCGUCAACAUUAAGCAGACAACUUAAAAUCAACCACCCACCAAACCCAUAAACACCGUUAGACAGACAGACUCACUCUAAUACCGUCAGCUAAAAACCACACAAAACUCAAGAAAUCAGCAAAAAAAAAAAUAAAGGAAAAACUAUAGAAAACUUAUGCCACCUGAAAAAGAAGAACAAUAAAGACAAUUAAAUACAAGCAACAAAAUAAAGUCCGGGAAACUAACAAAAUUUCAAGAGCAAAGAAAAGUGGAAAUUUAUCCAUACAUUUGGAGAAAAAUACAACCAAUAUAACUAGAAAAAAAAGGCACUGUCUUAUUUCAUACCCAAAGGUAUAAAAAGUUAUUGCACUGGCGGCUCAUUUCCAUCAACACAACAAAACUUCUCAACAAGAACAGCAGCCCCAACGCCACCAUCAUCAACACCAACAACGUGCUGGCACUGGCGGCAUCGUUACCAACAGCACAGUGCCCAACGUUAUUAUGGAGGGGCCAGAGGUGACAUUUCUCUUUCAAUUUGGCAGCAUACGUGAUGCAGUUUCAGUAGCUGCCAACGUUUUAACAUUGAAAACACUCAAGGAUUUGGCUUGUGAAUUUAUCAAUACAAAGAUACCCGACAGUGGUUUGACCUACCUCUCAGAACGUAUAUUGCUAUUUCGUCAUGAUUACAACAGUCCAAAUGUUCUGCACAUCAUCAAUUCCGCCGGAGAUGUGGUAGAUGAAACUUUAGUGGAAAUUGUUCUCACAGCAAGCCCGAUUCUAUAUCCAACAUCGGAUAUGCCAACAUUAAAGCCACACAACCUAAAUGUUCACUCAUACAAGGCGCCGACAUUCUGUGAUUUCUGUGGUGAAAUGUUAUUUGGUUUAGUGCGUCAAGGUCUUAAAUGUGAUGGUUGUAGUCAAAAUUAUCAUAAACGUUGUGUAGUUAAAAUACCCAAUAAUUGUAAUCGAGCCAAUGAUCUGAAUAACUCCUCCAAACGUUCCUCACUGCUGCAGCCACCCAGAAGUCCUUCGGGCGGUUCAACACAAUCUCUAAUUUCGAAUGACGAUCAACAUGCCAAAAAUGAUUCAGGGAGUUCUCUGAAUGUGCCAAUUUACCAUAGAAGUCAUCAACGUUCUUCCUCGGCCGGUAGUCGAAAUGGCCAGCUGAUACCCAAUACGGGGGGUAUAUGUGCCACAACGUCAGCCUAUCAGAAUAUACGUAUUCCCCAUACGUUUAUGGUGCACACCUAUGGUAUACCGACUGUCUGUCAAUAUUGUAAAAAGCUACUGAAAGGCCUUUUCAAACAGGGUCUACAAUGCCGUGAUUGCCAAUAUAAUACACAUAAGAAAUGCAUGGAUAAAGUACCACAAGACUGUACCGGUGAGAGACAAUUGAGUCAUGGUGACUACAAUGAAUCGCUGUACACGCCCACACAUGGCCAACAUAAAGAUCGUGAUAAUUUCUUUAAGGAGGAGUUUGAUGAUAGCGAUUUCGAUGACAAUGCCUCAACUGAUUACACUAACACCAGAACGGGUUAUGCUGGCAAUAAUAUUAUGGCCGUUAAACAGGGUCGAAUGGGUAAUGUAAUGGGCGCUAAGACCACCACAAAUGCUCAUAAUUCACCACCCGAAUUGGUUAAUGGUCUGGCGGCCACAGAUGUCAAACGUUCGUCAUACACUAGAGAUUCGAGAUGUGUGGCCGAGGGACAAUCUGUCGACGGACAAUCAGAACAAUCAAGUUCAUCAUCAUCACCUAGUGCCAAUAUACCCCUAAUGCGUAUCGUGCAAUCAGUUAAACACACCAAGAAACGUGGUGGCCAGGCCAUUAAAGAGGGCUGGCUGGUACAUUUCACCAGCCUAGAUAAUACAGUGAAACGUUAUUUCUGGCGCUUGGAUUCAAAGACCAUAACACUGUUUAUAUCGGAACAGGGUAGUAAAUAUCACAAGGAGAUCCCACUGGCCGAUAUUCAGGUCAUAGAGACCAACAAUGAUGUAAAGGUGGAAAAUAAUUAUUGUUUUGAAAUACGUACCGCCAACGUCAGCUACUUUGCGGGCCAAGAUCCUUUGGCGGGCGUAAGGGAGGAACAAGCAGUACGUUUACCACCACCCGACAGUGGUAUUGGUACGGAUAUAGCCAAAAGUUGGGAAACAACAAUUAAACAGGCCUACAUGCAUGUCACCAAUACACAAUGUUGUGAAUCCGAGGAUAAUAUCCAAGAUAUGGGUCAAUUAUAUCAAAUAUUCCCCGAUGAAGUUUUAGGCUCCGGCCAAUUUGGUAUAGUUUAUGGCGGUGUUCAUAAGAAAACUAAGAGAGAAGUGGCCAUUAAGGUCAUUGAUAAAUUAAGAUUUCCCACGAAACAAGAAGCUCAAUUAAAGAAUGAAGUUGCCAUAUUACAGAACAUUUCCCAUUGUGGCGUUGUGAAUCUCGAACGUAUGUUCGAAACACCCGAAAGAAUAUUUGUGGUCAUGGAAAAACUCAAGGGUGACAUGUUGGAAAUGAUACUCUCCCACGAAAGAGGACGUCUCAGCGAAAGAGUAACGAAAUUUCUCAUCACACAAAUUCUUAUUGCUCUCAAACAUCUACACAGUCAAAAUAUAGUGCAUUGUGAUCUAAAGCCCGAAAAUGUAUUGCUGUCAUCCGAUGCCGAAUUUCCACAAGUAAAAUUGUGUGAUUUUGGUUAUGCGCGCAUUAUAGGAGAGAAAUCUUUCAGAAGAUCGGUGGUGGGCACACCAGCCUAUUUGGCCCCCGAGGUUUUGCGCAAUAAAGGCUAUAAUCGUUCUUUGGAUAUGUGGAGUGUGGGUGUGAUUAUCUAUGUAAGUCUGAGUGGUACCUUCCCGUUCAAUGAAGAGGAGGACAUAAACGAUCAAAUACAAAAUGCGGCCUUCAUGUAUCCGCCAAAUCCCUGGAAGGAAAUAUCAUCUAAUGCCAUUGAUUUGAUUAACAAUUUGCUGCAAGUGAAACAACGAAAACGUUAUACGGUCGACAAGAGUCUGCAGCAUUAUUGGCUGCAGGACAAACAAACCUAUCGUGAUUUGCGCAAUUUAGAAGGUCAAGUGGGUACACGCUAUUUAACACACGAGGCUGAUGACAUGAGAUGGGCUAGCACCGGUGAUAUGUGACCUGUUAAUGGUCAAACUACAAAUGCUGUUACCAACACCAAUCCAUCAGAAUCACAGCCAACACAAUCAUCUGCACAGCCCCAACAAAUCCCAGAAACACCUCAACUAGAAGAGCUAGCAAAGCAACAGGAAGUGCCACAACA
This is a messenger RNA of Calliphora vicina (urban bluebottle blowfly), 3609 nucleotides long. RefSeq names its product serine/threonine-protein kinase D3 (gene PKD). Gene Ontology annotation, molecular function: ATP binding; protein serine/threonine kinase activity. NCBI's taxonomy places the organism in Eukaryota, Metazoa, Arthropoda, Insecta, Diptera, Calliphoridae. Gene Ontology annotation, biological process: protein phosphorylation. The transcript is spliced from 10 exons. The record is from RefSeq and is a predicted model, not a curated record. The coding region runs from base 848 to 3466 and encodes 872 amino acids.